GAAUCCCAGCAGUGACGAGGAGGGCCGACAGUCGCCACACGACGUCCGUUUGGAACGGAUCUGCUGGGUGAAGAGAACGUUUUUAGUGGUGAAAUAAUAGAGAGAAUUUGGAGGGAUAAAAAGGUGGAGGAUAUACAAGUGAAUUUGUCAUACCGAUUUUUCCUGUAUUUCUUACGUUGGAAUCGUGUACGAAAAAAUGAACGAAGUACAAUGUUUUCGAUUUGGGAUUUACAAAUGUUCAACAUGUGACUGUCGAGCUAUUUGACUUUUCGUUAUUUACCGAUCUUACCGGUCAUGUCAGUGCGAUCGGUGUCCUCUAACGAUUUUUAAAUCUGUCGAUUUAUUUAUUUAUUUAUUUUUUGUUUGUUUUUUUUUUUCUUCAUUUCAUUUGUACAGGGAUAUCUCGACCGAUAUCCGAUGCAAAGGAAGGAGUGAAUUCGAACGGAGGAAGAGGUGGUUUUUACCUCUUUGGUUUUGCCGAUCUCUUUCGAAAAGAAUCGCGAUGAAGAGUGUCGUGGAAUUGGGAUAGAAGAAUUGGAAAAGAAGAUACAAGAAAGACGAUAGAAGGAUAUAAUCCGAUCGUCAUCGAUCGGCAAUCGAUCCCGAUCUCAGUUUCUCUUGAGGAUCGUUCGAUUUCUUGCUGACCGGCAAGAAAAGCGUGAAGCGAAGUUUGGUUGUCCUCGAAAAUAGGGAGGGAAAAUCGACGAGGGAAGUGAGGAUUGGACAGGGAGCAGAAAGGAUCGAAAUUGGGUUAGAUCGGCGGAUCGAUUUCAACCGAACGUGGAGAAAUAUGAUUGGUGUAAGGUGUAGCAUUGUGGCAGUGUGAUUUUUCGAUUUUAUUGUGAUAUUUAAGAGAGCGAGGGGUGAUCAAAAAGGAGUAAAAUUCGAAAAGAAAAUCGACAACGAUAACAAUUUCUGUGCUCGUCGUAUCGACUGAGUGACUCAACCGAAAUGACCGUGGAGACACAUUAACGAGUGACCGAUAGAUCGGCUUGCAGCCUCGCAACUUGGCAGGAAAAAAAAAAGGAUAGAAGCGAAGAGGAUAGAAACCGAGGACCGAUUUCAGUCGAUAGUAUCCAAACUUACCGAUCGUAUAAAAAUUUUUGCAAUCGUAAUUCGCGUCGCUAGUUGAAUAUUCACCGCUUCUGAUAGAAUCGACCGAGCGAUUGAUUUUGAAAUCGGUGAUAAUCGGCGGUGUCGAUAUUUGUUUGCAAAGGGUGAAUCAAAGAAAAAGAGAAAACCGAGGUGAAAGAAAACAAGAGAAAAGAAUAUCGGCGAGUCGGGAUAUCGUAUUUGUACAAACAGUGAUGAUGCAGUUGUGGGCAUAGGUGCAAUAACGUGCAGAAACGUGUGUGCAUAAUAUACAUAUAAUUUAUAUAUACAUAUAUAUGUAACGGAGUGCAGCGUAACGGAUUGUGGUGUACAUCGUGUACGGAUUGUAAUAAUAAGCAAGCUUGUAUUCGAGUGACAUGUGAGAGGGAAAAAGGAAGAACAGAAGGCGGGAAAGAGAGAGAAAAAAGGAAAAGCGACGAAUUGUAAUCGCUGCACCGUGAUUAAUUGCAAUUGUAAACACAUAUCACACUGUUGUUGCAUCAAUAAUUAUACACACAUAAGCUUUUACGCACAGCUUUGCACCGAUGGAUAUCACCGUUUGUCUUCCUGCUUCCUCGUCGUCGAUAAAAACGGCUCUGUAGACUCGAUGAUCGAGUGUUGGGAGUUAUCCAGACUGCAUCUGGCCACCGGAAUAAAUAUCAAAGGAUAAAUAUCGUCGACGGAGAAGCGGUCCCAGUGUCAAAAGAUGAGGUACUGCUGGUUCAAAGUCGCCUUCAGCGCCCUGAUUGGGCUCUCAACGUAUUUUUGCAACGCGGCGCCGACUGAUUUCGCAGUCCCGGUAGCCAAGGACUCGACGUAUUCGCAUCCUGCGCGGACCCUGGACACGGACCAGGGUCUGGGUCAGCCGAUUGACAUGGCAUGGGAGGCCUGGAUAGUGACUGACAAGAAGCUGACGGAGGACGGUUCGAACUUUGAAUCGUCGACGGUUCCACGACGAAUCACCAGUAAGAGUGUCUUCAUCACUCCGUCGCUGAACAAAACGUGUACCGAUGGUUACCGCUUGAAAAGUGACAUGACGUGUGUUCCGGAGACCAUCACUUUCAACUCCAAGGGACACUUCCAGAACUUCGUUCUCACACGCCUGAACCGUACAUUCGCGAAUUCUUCCGCAGUCACCGAAUUGAAGGUGUAUGGUCCUGUUCAGGUAGGCAUACCGCUUAGCAAAGAAGGCAACAGUCCACCCCCAUCGUCGAGUGAGAAGCCGGAACGCGAUGAGGAUCCGAUCGAGAUCGCGGUCGUUGAAGAGGUCCAGGAGGACAAGAAGUCGGGGAUCGAAACGGAGGCGGGAUUGACUGUCUAUCUGAUUGGAAACAGGACAAAGAGUUCCAACUUUUCGGGGGCUUUUGAAGAGCAAGGAACUCGCGACGAGCCAUCCUUUGCUGAUUUCAUCAAGAAUGGUAGUCAUGCUUUCGCCGAGGUGACGAACUACCAGAUUCCCAUUGACCUUCGAAACAUUCUAAACGGUUCCAAGCGCGGCGAAUACAAGGAGAGUUAUGAAUCGGGGAAAAACGUCACGACUAACGAUACCGAGACGGUUGUGCUGCUUCUCGCACCGGCCAGAGUGACCUUGACACCCGAAGAACCAACGACGACGACAUUUUCCAAUGACGAGAGUUUCCUCGGGAAUCAGGAAAAUGACGCGGUCAACUCGACGGCCAGCCACGGGGUACCGGUCAAAAUUGAUGGACCGGAUUCUCCCUCCGAGGGUACCGCAAACGAGGAGGCAACAACGCCUUCCGAGUUCACUACCGCAAAAGAGGAGGAGGGAGAGGAAGAACAGGCAACCACAUCAGGCGACGACGCGACUGAAUCCUCGACGAUAUCUUUCGAGGACGAAGAGAGCAUGAUCUCGACUACACUUGACCCCGAAGACCAGGAGGAGUUGCUGACGCACAGCGAGGCCGGAAUGCUGGUCUCACCAGGUAACUUGAGACCGACAAUAUCAGACCCGGUAAAAGCGCAGCCAACAGUGAAGGAGGAGGAGGUCAGCCAGAUAUCGAGCGAGGCGAGCAUCCUGGGCGACAUGAUCAUGGAAACGACGCUUCUGGGUCUCCACAGGACCCCCAAGACACCCGACGCGCUGUCCGAUCUCUUCGAGGCCGAACCCGAAGUCGUCUUCUCACCGCGUGAUGAUCGUCGACCGGACAGGGCGAACGCUGAAGAGUCAAAAGACAACUCUUCAGCAGUCCCUCAGGGAUUGCCAACCGCCAGCGACGCCGAAGUGAUUCCAACGCUGAGAAGGACCAACUCGGAUGCGAAUCAAGGUCGAGUCAGAUUCCCCGACGACCCAACGGACUCUUCUUCAAGCUACGUUCUCUUCCCGGGUGACAAUUCAAACAGUAUAAACGGAAACCUGGCCUACAAGAACCGGCGGGAACGGAUCUCAUCACCCUUCGAGGACGCCACCACCGGAGUUACUCACGGUCAGCCCGACCAAAGAAACUCCCAGUGGAGCGGGCUGCCCGCCGGUUUGGGAACCGGAAGCAAUCGACGCUAUUCCCCGCAGACCGGAAGUCCCGUUUCUCAACGCCAGAUGCCAAUGCUACUCAGGUUUUGGAAGAGAAUGCCACUGAUCAGGGACCCCAGCAUGAUCCAGAGAACGAGGGGUCCCUCUUCGGAUCUUUCACAAAUCGGGCCUCACGUACCAUCUUCCAGCAGUAUUUACAGGGAUGUUUUACCUCGAUCAUAUCCCGGGCAGCGCGUUUUUAACCGGAAUUUCCGAGGUCCAGGAUCACCCGGUAGGAUACAGCGGAUCGGUUAGAUAACCUGCAUGUACUUUACGUGUUCGAAGCUAGUGAAAUUUUCAGAGCGGUGCCAAAUAUUUAUGUAUAAAUAUAUAUCACGAUAACAUUAUAGGUAUAAACAUUGAUUCGUUAUUGUACGUAUGAGACGGUGAUUUUAGGCGUACGUGUGUAUAUAAAGUACACGUGCAUGAUAAAUUUGUACUUGCGGCUUUCGAAUGAGUGAAUGGGUUUGGAGAAAAAUAAGCCGCUAGAAAGUAUAACAAUUAGUGUUUAUCUAAUGCUCCUCGAAUUUAGGGCAGAAAUUUCAAGACUUUUCUCAGCAUUAUUAUACGUUUAUUAACACAUUGACCAGAGUUGGAAUCGUGCCAGUGUGCUGACUCUGAAACGGAGGUUACAUUGAUGUUCGUAUAUGUACAGGUAUAAUGAUUAGCUUUUCCAAAUUCUCGUCCUUCCCGCCAAGAGGAGAAAAAGAAAACAACAAAAAAAAAAAACAUAGAUAAUAAUAAUAAUAAAUUGAAAAAAUAGUUUGACACCUAGUAAUGCAACUAAUUUUACGCAGGGUCUAUCAUUUUAGUCAAUUGCGGCAAUGAGCGAAUAUUUAGAAAAUUACGACAGGAGUGAUACACACGGAAGAUAAAUAUUCCAUAUUUCUGAAAGAAAUUCUUCGGUAAUAAAAAAUCAUUGCAACUAUUAAUCUUUUGUCAAUGUUUAAAUUGUUUCGUCAUUAUUUUAUAAUCGAGGGAAUGAAAAAAUUCAGACAAGAAUAGAUAAACAAGUAAAACACAUAAUGCAAUUGAAAACCACUAUCAAAUAAAACUUAACAGUGAUCGACGAAGUCAUUAUUGACUCGUUCCUCCAUUUAAAGAUAGACACUUCUCCAAAUCACAGACUGAUCGAUAGUAUCGUAUUGUAAAGAUAUAAAAGUGUAUUUUUGUUGUUUGUUUUUGUUAAUAUUAUUAUUAUUAUGAUUAUUAUGAUUAAGUUUAAUUUAUAACGAAAAUUAGUUGCCGUUUCGAAAUCAGUUUUAGAGAAACCCUGUAAUUGUACAAUAGAUAACGAUGAUAUAAAUGAUUCUUAACUUGAUCGCGAAUUUUUUCAUUCUGUGCACGACAUGGAAUAUUAUAAAUAUAUGUAUAGCAUGAUAAUUAUUAUAUACGAUGUGUGUAUUAUAGAUGCAUGGAAAGUAUUAAUGAAUGUAUGUAUGUAUGUAUGUAUGCAUGCAUAUGUGUAUGUAUAGGAUAGGUAUCCGUUCGCAAUUUUUACCAACGAGAGUAUAUAAUGUACGUAUUAUAUGUAUUAUGUAUGUGUGUGUGUGUAUUAUGGCUACCUAUAACGAUACGUCUAUAUGUGUAGUGUACGUAGCUAUGUAUUAUCAACUGUUUAAAUUUAAAUUAUACAUCUAUGUAUAGUACUAGAUAUGUACAUAGAGGCAUCGAAUCUAAUUAACUUAAUUCUGAGACGUAUGUAUCACCGGGGCGAAAAAUAAUAAUAAUAAUAAUAACAAUGCAUGGUAAA
Messenger RNA from Neodiprion virginianus, 5372 nucleotides. RefSeq lists its product as uncharacterized. The record is from RefSeq and is a predicted model, not a curated record. Lineage: Eukaryota; Metazoa; Arthropoda; Insecta; Hymenoptera; Diprionidae. The transcript has 4 exons. Bases 1799 to 3874 code for a protein of 691 amino acids.